AUGGAUCAACAAAGACAGCAGGAUGGGCGGUUUCGCGAACCAAUAGCGGUGAUUGGAUCCGCCUGUAGAUUCCCAGGAGCGUGUAGCUCCCCAUCAAAGCUAUGGGAUCUCCUCCAACAGCCCCGUGAUGUUCUGAAAGAAUUUCACCCCGAACGACUCAAUCUAUCCCGCUUCCACCACAAGAGUGGUGAUACCCAUGGCGCUACAGACGUCGGAAACAAAUCCUACCUUCUUGAAGAGGACACUCGCCUUUUCGAUGCUGCCUUCUUUGGCAUCAGCCCAAUCGAGGCUGCAGGCAUGGAUCCACAGCAGAGAAUAUUGUUAGAGGCUGUUUAUGAGACAUUCGAGUCCGCCGGAGUGACUCUUGAUGAACUGAGAGGCUCCUUCACAUCCGUUCAUGUGGGAUGCAUGACGUCGGAUUGGGCAAACAUCCAGGCCCGCGAUACCGAGACGGUGCCCAAGUACAAUGCUACUGGCUCAGCCAACAGCAUCUUGUCAAACCGGAUUUCGUACAUCUUCGACCUCAAGGGCCCGUCUGAGACGAUAGACACGGCCUGCUCGAGCUCCCUGGUGGCUUUGCACAAUGCUGCGCGGGGUCUUCUCAACGGUGACUGCAACGCCGCUGUCGUUGCUGGUGUGAACUUGAUCCUGGAUCCCGCCCCAUUCAUCAACGAGUCUAAGCUACACAUGCUGUCUCCCGAUGCCAGAUCACGCAUGUGGGACAAAGAUGCGAAUGGCUAUGCGCGUGGUGAAGGUGCUGGUGCAUUGCUGCUCAAGACGCUGAGCCAAGCUCUGAAAGACGGAGACCAUAUCGAGGGUCUCGUAAGGGCCACUGGAGUCAACUCGGACGGCCAGAGCCCAGGGAUCACAAUGCCGUAUUCUCCGACACAGACUGCUCUUAUUCAACAGACGUACGCGCGAGCUGGGCUGGAUCCCAUCAAAGACCGACCGCAGUACAUCGAAUGCCACGGUACAGGUACCCCCGCAGGCGACCCUGUGGAAGCACGAGCACUUAGCAAUGCCUUCAUCGGCCAUGUUGACAAGUCGACCGAAAACCCGAUCCUCGUCGGAUCAAUCAAAACCGUUAUCGGACACUUGGAGGGUGGCGCUGGCAUUGCUGGCGUCAUAAAAGUCCUGCUCAGCAUCAAGUACCGCGUUAUCCCCCCCAACCUCCUCUUCAAGGACCUAAAUCCGGAUAUCGCCCCCUACUAUGGGCCCCUUCAAAUCCCAACGACGGCCGUGCCCUGGCCAGAACUGCCACCUGGUACUCCUGCUCGCGCAAGCGUGAACAGCUUUGGAUUCGGGGGAACCAAUGCUCACGCCGUCAUCGAGAGUUUCGAUGAGAGCUUCGGACCCCGAGCUAGCUCUGCUGAUGAAGGCGUGGUUGGUCCUUUGUUGUUCUCCGCGAAGUCUGGAGCUUCAUUGCUGCGGUCUGUCAGGGACAAUUUGGAGUAUCUGCAAAAGGACGCAUCGCUUGACCUCCGCGACUUGAGCGCUUUUUUGCAGUCAAGGCGUACCACACACCGUGUGCGUGCUCACUUUACCGGGUCAUCUAGAGAUGCAGUUCUUGAGAACAUGACCAACUUCAUUACAACUCAUGCCCAGUCGGCCAGUGAUCAGAUCGGCCACCAGCCUCAGCUUAUCAACCCGAAGGAGGUUCCCGGCGUCCUCGGUGUAUUCACGGGGCAGGGCGCUCAGUGGCCCGCCAUGGGUCGUGAGCUGUACUGCAAGUCAGCACUCUUUCGCAAGACCAUUGAGGAGUGCGAAGCAGUUCUUGAUGCGCUUCCGCAGCAAGACCGCCCCGAUUGGUCUCUCACGGAAGAGCUCAUGAAGGACGCUAUAUCUUCCCGUAUUUCCGAGGCGGCCCUGUCUCAACCGCUCUGCUCAGCCGUCCAGCUUGCAUUGGUCAAGCUACUCCAGGCGGCUGGCAUCGCAUUUGACGCAGUUGUCGGCCACUCAUCUGGUGAGAUUGCCGCCACUUUUGCGGCCGGUAUCAUCACGCUCCAGGGCGCCAUGCAGAUUGCCUAUUACCGCGGUUUACAUGCGAAGUCUGCUGGUGGCGCCAAUCAUGCCAAGGGCGCCAUGAUGGCCGUUGGGUUGUCGUUCGCGGAAGCUAAGCAAUUCUGCUCACGCCCGGAAUUCGACGGUAAGAUCAAAGUCGCAGCUAGUAACGCCCCAAAGUCUGUGACGAUCUCCGGCGAUGUCGACGCUAUUGUUCAGGCGCACGAGAUCCUUCAGGCAGACAACAUCUUUGCGCGCCGCUUACAAGUGGACACUGCAUACCACUCGCAUCACAUGUUGCCCUGCUGCCAGCCCUAUCUAAACUCGCUGCUGGCUUGCAACAUCAAAGUCAUGCAGCCUACGGGCAAGUGUACUUGGAUUUCCAGCGUACGAGGCGACACACAGCUCCUCAGGGGUGAUCUAAGUUCUCUCAAAGGACAAUACUGGGUUGACAAUAUGGUUCGCACGGUUCUGUUUACUCAAGCUAUUGAGUCUUCCAUCUGGCAUGGAGGCCCGUUCGAUCUGGCCAUUGAAGUCGGCCCCCACCCGGCACUGAAGGGCCCAACCGAACAGACGCUCAAAGCCUCGUACGGAAUUCUCCCUGUGUAUACUGGCGUUCUGAAACGAGGCGAAAACAACGUCGAAGCUUUCUCCGCGGCCGUCGGUACUACUUGGGCUCAGCUUGGGCCGGCAUUUGUGGACUUUGCUGGUUAUCGCAACCUGUUCUACGAGGCUGAGACGCCUGUAUUCAAAAUCCCCAAGGGAUUGCCUUUAUACUCGUGGGACCACGACAAGGUGUUCUGGCGCGAGGGACGUCUAUCUCGCCGAUUCCGUCUCGGGAAUGACCAAGGCCACGAACUUCUGGGACGUCGCACGCUCGACGACAAUGAUACCGAGCUACGCUGGCGCAAUGUCCUCAAGCUGGGUGAAAUGCCAUGGCUUCGCGGACACGAGGUUCUUGGUGAAGUACUACUUCCUGGAGCGUCUUACGUGUCGGUCGCUGUGCAGGCUGGCCAUAACAUUGCCAUGACAAUGGGAAAGAAUGUUCGGCUGAUUGAGAUUUCCAACGUCGAUAUCCUGCGUCCGGUUGUCGUUCCUGAAGGCACCGAUGGCGUCGAGACUCUCUUUACGACUCGCAUUGUGGAGACGACCAGAGACCAUAUCAAAGCAGAGUUCAUGUACUACGUAUGUCCCGAUGAAUCUCUCGGUACUAUGCUCCGGACUUGCAAUGGCGAAGUCAUGGUCUAUCUCGAGACACAGACGGAUAUCGCAUCCCCAGAUACGCUGCCCGCUAAAGAUGCCAUGCCUUUGAACCUCACCAAGAUUGACACGGAAAGGGUCUACUCUUUGUUUAAAGAUAUUGGCCUCAACUACUCUGGCCUUUUCCGCGGCAUUUCUACCAUUGAAAGAAAGCUUGACUAUGCCAGCACUAGGAGCACCUGGGUGGAUGGUCUGGAUAGCGCUUACGUUGUCCAUCCCGCCAUGCUCGAUGUCGCUUUCCAGACCAUGUUCAUUGCAAAGGCUCAUCCGGCCAGUCGUCAGAUCAACUCUGCUCUCUUGCCAUCCCACAUCGAUCGUGUCCGCAUCAACCCGUCAGUGCAGUUCACACAGCCUAAUGAGGUGGCUGAGACUGCUGCCGAGUUCGAGACGUGGGCUGUCAAGCAAACGGCUAACUCGUUGGUUGGCGAUCUCAACAUCUACGAUGCCGCGACUGGCAAAACCUUUCUGCAAGUGGAAGGACUUGCCGUAAACUCCGUGGGUGAGCAGGACGCCUCUUCCGACAAUUCAAUGUUUUCUAGAACUCUCUGGGGUCAAGAUGUCACUCUCGGCCUUCCUGAUCCAGUUAGAGAUCCUGUUAAGGAUGCCGAAGGGUUGCAGAUGGCCCAUGCUGUCGAACGCGUUGCAGUAUUCUACGUCAAGAAUAUCCUCAAAGAGGUCAAGAAGGAGGAGAGAGCCGACUUUCAGUGGUACCACCAGCGCAUGUUUGAGGCCUUCGAGAACCACAUCAGUAUCGUCAAGAACGGUGAGCAUCCCAUCAUCUUGCCUGAAUGGUUGGAUGACGAGGAGUCCAUUCUUGACGAACUCGACUCUAAACACGGCGAUACGAUUGACUUUAAGCUUCUCCACGCCGUGGGCAAGGACUUGGCCCAUGUCGUUCGAGGUAACAAGCAGAUGCUCGAGGUUAUGACCAAGAACGACAUGCUGAACCGCUUCUACAUGGAAGGCUAUGCCUCUGUUCCGACGAACAAGGCGGUGGGAGAUGUAAUGCGGCAACUUUCUUUCAAGUUUCCUCGAGCCAAGAUUCUAGAAAUCGGAGCCGGUACUGGUGGAACAUCUUGGAGUGUGUUGAAGAGUAUCAACGAUGCGUACGAGUCGUACACUUACACCGAUGUCUCAUCUGGGUUCUUUCAUCUGGCCGAGGAGAAAUUCUCCGACUUUGCCCACAAGAUAAUCUUUAAGGUGCUAGACAUUGAGCAGGAGCCCAAGGAGCAGGGUUUCAAAGAGCAAUCCUACGACAUCAUCAUUGCUGCCCUUGUCCUCCACGCAACCCACGACUUGGAAAGAACAAUGCGCCAUGCCCGAUCAUUACUCAAGCCCGGUGGUUUCCUUGUCAUGGUAGAGCUUACAGGUACCAUGAGUGUCCGCGCCACUUUGGUUAUGGGAGGUCUUCCAGGAUGGUGGCUGGGUGAGAAUGAUGGCCGACGGCUUAGCCCUCUCGUCACAGCCAUCGAAUGGGACAGGCUAUUGCAGAAUACCGGCUUCUCUGGUGCUGAUGCCGUCAUUCACGACUUGGCCGACGAAGAGAAGCACUGCACUGCCCUCAUCAUGGGUCAGGCUGUUGACGACGACUUUCAGCGCCUAAGAUCUCCGCUGAGCACUGUCGCUGAGCUUCCUCCCCCAGAUGACCCCAUCCUUGUCAUUGGAGGCAAGCGAUUGUCAACGUCCAAGGUGAUCAGAGAGAUUCAGAAGCUAUUUCCAAGGAAAUGGGCUCGACACGUGCGAGUUUACAAGAGCAUCGACGAAGUCAACGUGUCAGGAAUUACUCCCGGUCUCGACGUUCUUUCCUUACAGGACCUUGAUGAGUCUCCAUUUUCACACACCAUAACGGCUCAUGAGCUUUUCAUCAUGGCCGGACGUUCCGGGUCAUCAUGGGUAGCUGCUGUCACCAAUGCCAACACCUCUAUCGCUAGAGUUCAUGGCACACACGUCAUCCCCAUUGAUGAGCAAGAUUGCAGCCCGGAGAGGCUCUCUGCUAUUGCAAAUUACAUCUUGUCAUGGUCCAUCUCGACAGUGGCCGGCCCCCACGCCUCGGUACUUCUCUUCGAGGCUCAUGAUUCCCUAGCUGCAUCAGUCAAAGCUCAGCUUGCGGCAGCAGGUGGCAAGGCUUUCUUUGCUUCCACGCGGACGCAUGGAACUCCGGCUAACGGCAUCAAGAUCCAUGCUCUGGCGUCUAAGCGCUCCAUUCAGAGAGUUGUGCCACAUGAUGUCCAGCUCUUCAUUGACUGCUCGCUGGAUUCUUCCCCAGCUGCGGCUACUCUUACGCAGAGCAUGCCAAGUAAUUGCAUCAGCCGGCAGCUCGACGUACAACUUGUCCAAGAAGCUCUUCGUAGUGCCCACAGGGAGUCGGUAGAGCUGCUCAAGGAGGCUUUCGCAUUCCCGGGCGUCGAAUCGCCUGCUGUUCCCGUCGUCCCUGCACAGACGCUAGCCGGACGCAGCUUCAUGUCUCUCAAAGCUCAAGCCUAUGUCACCGAUUGGACCACGCAGGUGAUCUCGACCACUGUCCCGCCGCUCAGCCUUGAGGGUCUGUUCAGGCCUGACAAGACGUACUUCAUGGCGGGCAUGGCAGGAGGACUAGGCCUAUCGAUCUGUCAGUGGAUGAUACGCAACGGAGCCAAGCACAUGGUCAUUACCAGUCGUAAUCCACAGGUGAACACGGCCACCCUAGAGGAAGCUGAGCGCGUCGGAGCCACGGUCAAGGUCCUCGCCAUGGACCUGACCAACAGAGAGUCCGUCGAAAAGGUCGUGCAGCAAAUUCGCGAGACUAUGCCUCCCAUCGCAGGUGUUUGCAACGCCGCCAUGGUUUUGAAGGACGGCUUUUUUGUGGACAUGGAUGUUGAUCAGUUUAACAAUACCCUCGCCGCCAAGGUCAUCGGGUCCGAAAACCUCGAUUCUGUCUUCAGCAGCACUCCACUCGACUUUUUCAUCUUACUGGGCUCGGUUGCCUCCGUCAUCGGAAACGUUGGACAGUCCAACUACCAUGCCGCCAACUUGUUCAUGGAUAGCCUUGUUCACCAACGGCGUGCGCGUGGCCUUGCAGCGUCCAUUGUUCACAUUGCCUAUGUAACGGACGUUGGCUAUGUUACCCGCGAGGAGCGCGACCGUCAGCUUGACUCCCACUUUCGCAAGGUCAGGCUCAUGCCCACUUCCGAGACCGACGUUCACCACGCCUUUGCUGAGGCUGUGAAGGGUGGAAAGCCGGGGAGCACCUCGGGCUACCAUGAUAUAAUCAUGGGCAUUGAGCCGCUCAGGGAGCAGAUUCCACUGGACCAGCAGCCUCUGUGGAUGAAGAACCCACGCUUUGCCCACUUUGACCAGCACGCAAUCCACGCCCAGCACGAACGUGGCUCGACGGGAUCUAUUGAUAACGUCCGAGCCUUGGUGGAGAAGGCCGAGAAGGAAGAAGAAGCCAUAGACGCAGUCAUGGCAGCUUUCUGUGCGAAAUUGGAAUCCAUCUUGCAGCUCACGGCCGGUUGUAUCAAUGUGCAACGCCCGAUUACUGAUUUGGGAAUCGACUCGCUAGUUGCCGUGGAAAUCCGAACAUGGUUCCUCAAAGAACUCGGUGCCGACGUGCCCGUCGUUAAAAUUCUUGGAGGUGAUACUGUCCAGCAACUGUCUACAAUCGCAACGAAGAAGCUACUGGCCAAGAAUAUGGAAGCCGGGGCUGAGAAGAAGUCGACAAUUGAGAAGCCUGCCGAAGCUACAGCCCCGGUUCCCACCAGCAAACAGGAGGAAUCCAUCUCGAGCAACAGCUCCUACACAAAGGACGAUACGCCCGAGCUCGAAGAUGAAUACGAAAGCUCUGUCGGCGUCGCGGCAGAGGAGGCGGAUGAGAUGAGAGUUCGGCCAGGAAUAAUCCGUGAAGAGCGAAUGUCACCCGCCCAGGCCCGCCUCUGGUUCAUGUCUCAACAUCUCGAAAAUUCUGCGGCGUACAACAUGGCUUUCCGUUACAAGGUCAAGGGACCUAUUGGAACUGCGAGACUGAAGCACGCACUGUCGUUUACGACGCAUAAGCAUGAAUGUCUGAGGAUGUGCUUCUAUUCGCACCUUGAAGACGGCCAUCCUAUGCAAGGUCUCAUGGCCUCCUCUCUCUGCAACUUCAAGCACACUGUCCAUGCAUCCGAAGACGAUGUUGCUCGGGAAAUGUCGCGGCUUUCCACCUGUCAAUGGAACCUGCAGUACGGGCAUACGAUGGAAGUGUCACUGCUUAGCCGCGACUCCGAGGACCACGACCUGAUUAUCGCAUACCAUCACAUUGUCAUGGAUGUCAUUGGGCUGGGCGUUGUUCUGGACGACUUGAACAAUGCUUACAAUAUGAAGCCUGUGAACAAGAGUGCCGGAUCAUAUAUAGAAUUCUCCGUGAAGCAGCUGGAGCAGCAAGCCCGAGGCGAUUUUGACAAGCAGCUAUCUUUCUGGGAGGCGGAGUUCAGGACAAUACCUCAGAGGCUUCCGCGUCUGCCAUUUGCUCGCAUCGGCAGCCCCAGCGGCGUCGCCGAGUCAGUGCCUGAUACGUAUCAUCAAUACCGCGAACUGAACGAUACGCAGUUUGCAUCGCUGAAGGCGACCUGCCAAAAGCUUCGUAUCAGCCCGUUCCACUUCCACCUUUCUCUUCUCCAAGUCUUGCUUUCUCGUUAUACCAACACUGAUGAUCUCUGCAUUGGGAUUGUUGACGCCAAUCGCAACGAUCACCGAUACGCUGGUACUGUGGGUUGCUUCGUCAACAUGGUCCCGGUUCGCCUGCAUGUGCCCCCCGGCAAGGCUUCAUUCGCCGACGUCGCUCAGCAAACACGCAGGAGCGCCCUCCAGGCUCUUGAGCAUUCGGCAGUGCCUUUCGACAUGAUACUAGACAAGAUCAAGGCUCCAAGAUCCUCUAGAAGCACCCCACUGUUUCAAGCGGCACUGAACUAUCGCACCGGCUCCAUCUGGGAAUUGCCCCUGGGACGGGCCAAAAUGACCAUGGCAGAUGUUAAAGACGCCAACAAUCCAUAUGAUCUGAGCUUGGGCAUCGCAGAGACACGCACUGGAUGCAUGGUAGAGGUUUAUGUCUCGUCCUCUGCUUAUGGUGCCGAGGCUUGCGCUACCAUCAUGGAUGCGUACAUGCGUCUUCUGGAUGAUUUCUCCAACACCCCGGAUCUUCAAAUCAAUGACUGUAACAUCUAUGGCAAACCUGAGAUUGACAGCUCAUUGAGCAUUGGACAGGGCCCCGUCAUACACUUUGAGUGGCCGGCAACACUUUCACAACGCUUCCUGGAUAUGGUCCGCCUCCACCAUGGUGACCCAGCUGUGACCGAUAAGACGGGCACCUUGACGUACUCCGAGCUUCUAGAAAGAGUCAACGGUGUGUCCGACACACUGAUCCGCCAUGGAUGCAAGUCAGGCACCCGUAUCGCCGUGCUUUGCGAACCAUCCAUCGACACCAUCGUGGCCAUGCUCGCCAUCUUACACAUUGGUGCCGUUUACGUUCCUCUGGAUGUUAGCUUGCCGACGGCGCGUCAUGUUGCUAUGAUACAGUCCUCCAAGCCAUCGUUCGUUGUGAACCACGCUUCUACAGACGGUCAGGCGCGGGAAUGCAUCGGCAAGAUCGAAUUCCCCAUCCGGCGAGUCGUCCUUGAUGACGUUAUAGAGGAAGAGAUUAGAGUGACGGUGCCCUGUUUGGCGUCACCGGAUGCUUGCAGCAUCGUCCUCUUCACCAGCGGCUCGACGGGCACGCCAAAGGGCAUAAUGCUCUCGCAGGCCAACUUCGCCAACCAUCUAGCUCUCAAGACGCACUUGCUCGGAUUGGGCAAAGAGACCGUUUUGCAACAGAGCUCCACGGGCUUUGACAUGUCCAUUGUCCAGAUGUUCUGCGCUCUCGCGAACGGUGGUCGCUUGGUAAUCGCCCCCUUUGACAUCAGGCGCGAUCCAAUCGAAAUGGUGUCACUUGUGUGCAGCGAGCAUAUAUCCCUCUCUAUCGCUACGCCAUCCGAAUAUCUCGCCUGGACCCGCUAUGGGAUUUCCUCGUUGAAGGAGAACACGGCGUGGCGACAUAUUUGUAUGGGUGGUGAGUCAGUCACUCGUCAGCUGGUCUUGGAGCUUCGUCGUCUUGGCCUUCCAAAUUUGAGAGUCACAAAUUGUUACGGACCAACGGAGAUCACGGCCGCAGCUUCAUUCCAACCCAUCGACCUCGGGGGUCAAGAAGAUGCUCAUCCAGACAUGGUCAAGUACAAGGUUGGCAAGGUGCUCCCCAACUACACUGUGUCCAUCCUGGAUGCAAGGGGCAGCCCUCAGCCGGUCAACCAUACGGGAGAAGUCUGUAUCGGAGGGGCGGGAGUGGCCUUGGGUUACAUCAGCGCAUCCGAUGACGCCGCCAGCAAGUUCAUCGUGACUGCGCAGGGACAAAGGAUGUAUCGUACUGGAGAUCGUGGGCGCCUCUUGUCUGACGGGACAUUGCUGCUAUUUGGCCGCAUUGAGGGAGAUUCUCAGAUCAAACUUCGGGGCAUCCGGGUCGAUUUGCAGGAAGUAGAAUUGGCCGUACUUGAGGCUGCAGACGGCCUCCUGUCUAAUGUGGUUGUCUCUCAGCGGGGAGAUGUGCUCAUUGCCCAUGCCACAGUCCCUCCAGGCGAACCUGAAGCCACAUUGAUCACUGAAGAUGAUCUGAAUCGCGUGCUGAGGCGACUGGAUCUUCCCCAAUACUUUAUUCCAGCUCGUAUCGUCAUCUUGUCAUCCCUGCCCACUAAUGCGAACGGGAAGUUGGAUCGCAAAGCAAUCGCAGCCCUUCCGCUUCCAUCAUGUCAAUCAAGGGCUGAUUCAGGUUCAGAAGAAGAGAAGAUGACGAUCGAAGAAGGCGAGUUGCGCCUUUUGUGGGAACGUGUUCUUCCCCAGGUCGCCCCCUUGACACGCAUCGCGCCGUCGUCGGACUUUUUCCUCUUGGGAGGCAAUUCACUUUUACUCAUGAAGCUUCAGGCGGCGAUGAAGGACUCGAUGAAUGUCAUGAUGUCAACCCGAAAGCUAUACCAGGCGAGCACGUUACGGGAGAUGGCUCGGGCGGUCGACAAGCAGCGGCGGUCGCAAGCUGAACAUGAUGACCAAAGAGAGAUUGACUGGGCAGCAGAGACAGCUAUUCCUAAGUGGCUCUUGAACCAGAUUCACGAACAAUCUCAGUCAAAGCAGGUCGUGGGCGCAAAGUCACCAGUGGAGAAGAUCAGCGUGUUGAUGACCGGUGCAACAACAUUCCUGGGAGGUCACCUGUUGAAGUCUCUCCUUGAGUCGGACAAGGUGAGCAAGAUUUACUGCAUCGCCGUUCUCGCCGACGAUCAGCAUCUACUCCCUGAAAACGAAAAGAUUGAAUCCUUCAAUGGAAGUCUGCUUUCACCCACUCUGGGGCUCGAUGCAACUGAGCGAGUGCGAUUAGAGAGCACGGCAGAUAUCAUCGUUCACGCAGGAGGUAGCGGUCACUGCCUCAAUACAUACGCAACAUUGCGCAUCCCCAAUGUUAUCUCUACCCAUUUUCUAGCCUCAAUGGCGCUGCCGCGCUCUAUUCCACUGCUGUUCCUCUCAUCCAGCCGGGUCGUUCUUCUGACUGGAAACACUUCGCCCCCGGCGGCUUCCGUCAGCGGUUUCCCUCCGGCAACAGAUGGGCGGGAAGGCCAUAUGAUGAGCAAGUGGACAAGCGAGGUAUUCUUGGAGAACCUUGUCGGACACCUACUGGCCUCAUCACCCCGACAUCAACAGAACCCUUGGACUGUCUCAGUGCAUCGCCCUUCGGUCAUUGUCAGCGAACACGCUCCCAAUUCUGAUGCCCUGAAUGCGAUCCUUCGGUACUCUAUUUUGAUGCAGUCAUCGCCCCGAAUGGACAAUGUUGUGGGCUAUCUUGACCUGGCCCAGCUGGAUACCGUUAUUGCGGAGUUGCGCCAGUCGGUGAUCCAGCUUGGCUCGGGCCAGGGCAAACAGGAAUCUACGAAUAUUCUUUUUAAGCACCAUUCCGGUGGGAUCAAGGUUCCGGCGAGUGAACUUUGGUCCCAUCUGGGAAAGGUAUAUGGCAUCACUUUUGAUGAGGUUGAGCUGGAUGAGUGGCUGCGCCGUGCGGCCAGGGCGGGGAUCGAUCCCUUGAUUACGGCGUACCUGGAGGCUAUUCAGGCCAACGGGGCAAAGAUGAUUUUCCCUUAUAUGGGAAGCGAUUAA
Messenger RNA from Trichoderma reesei QM6a, 11439 nucleotides. RefSeq names its product polyketide synthase. Gene Ontology annotation, biological process: secondary metabolite biosynthetic process; fatty acid biosynthetic process. The transcript has 3 exons. The record is from RefSeq and is a predicted model, not a curated record. Gene Ontology annotation, molecular function: fatty acid synthase activity; 3-oxoacyl-[acyl-carrier-protein] synthase activity; phosphopantetheine binding. The coding region runs from base 1 to 11439 and encodes 3812 amino acids. Lineage: Eukaryota; Fungi; Ascomycota; Sordariomycetes; Hypocreales; Hypocreaceae.